Molecule: messenger RNA, 978 nt
Organism: Filobasidium floriforme
Lineage: Eukaryota; Fungi; Basidiomycota; Tremellomycetes; Filobasidiales; Filobasidiaceae
Exons: 4
Coding region: 76-708 (210 amino acids)
Source: RefSeq, a predicted model, not a curated record
CAAAUCCUCGAAGAGACUCGGGCCAAAUUUGAACUUAUGGACAGGCGGCUCGAAGACAGCAAGAAAAACGCCGAUAUGCUGUCCGAGCUGGAGGUCAACCUGAAACGAGCGACUGGGCAGGAAUUAGAGGCCAGGGAACAGGCACAAAAGCUACAGCUCGAGCUAUCCAACCUGGAGACUGAGAACGCUCAACUGAGGCAGUCGUCAGCUUCGGGCUCUGCAGGUGAAGGUGCAAGACCUAGACGAGCAGGUGGUGUGGCAAGCGGUCUCGACGACGGGCAAGCGACUCACCUAGUCGACGAGAUCGCCAAGCUCAAGACGGCCAUCGACAUAAUCCGACGUGAAAACAUCUUGCUCAAGGCCGAAGGACUUCUUGGGCAGAUGAGGGCAUUUCCUGCGCUCCCUCACGCCAUCGAAUCGGUUCCUGCGCUAGACGCCGACGAAGCGAAGGACAACGCUUCGUCGGAGUCUGACUCAUCACCGCAAACUCCACAGGGAGCGGUUUUCCAGCGGCCAACCACAGUGCAAAAGAAGCACCUGUGGCGUCAGCUGGCCAACCUUCAAGCUUCUGCGAGCGUCAUCGAUAUCACUCAGGUCAAGCCGGGUCGCGGAUGGCAACCUCUGAGAAGGCUACCCGAAGCGCAGAUGUCGGAGAAGCUCCGCAUGGAGGAACGGGUCGUGCGGAAUCUCAAGAGCUAUUUGGAAUGACGCUGAACAUCUUGAUAAACGAAUGUGACGCCGGGUUCUACCUCUUACGACUUUUCAUGACGAACGGAUUUUCUUGUAUUCGCGACCCGAACGAUUAGAGGCAAUGAUCGUCUACUGCAAUCUUGCAGCAGACCUCCCGCGAUGCCGGUAGGUUAUUCAUGAAAUGAAUACGGUAUCCAUCGGCCAUCGGUCAUAGUCUGUUAUGGUACCUUCCUAGCCUCUGUUCGUUGGAUGACAAGAGUAAUACAGUACGACGAGCUGUUCAUUGAC